AAGAAAUGUCUUGGACCGACGCGCUGGUCAUAAUCGGUGGCUUGACGUUAAUUUUCUACUCGAUGAAAGCGGCGUGGAAAUGUUGCCGCGGAUUCAGAGAGUUCAUUUUAUCGGAGUUUUGGCGAGUGGAUUUAAGGACUUACGGCCAAUGGGCAGUUGUCACAGGAGCCACGUCUGGCAUCGGGAAAGCGUAUGCCACGGAGCUGGCAAAAAGAGGCAUGGACAUUGUUUUGCUGAGCAGAUGCGACGAGAAGCUUCGACAUCUGGCCAAAGAGAUCGAGGGGCAGCACGGUCGGAAGACACGCACCGUCCGGGUGGACUUCACACGCGGCCACGACCUUUACCCUUUCAUAGCCGAGCAACUCCACGGCCUGGAGAUUGGAAUUCUGGUGAACAAUGUGGCAAUGUCCUACUCGGACGAUUUUGCCUCGUUCCUCGAAAUUCCAAAUGCGGAACAGAAAAUCACCGAAGUUCUCAACUGUAACACGCUGUCUGUUGCUCAGACGACAAGAUUAGUUCUGCCCGGCAUGCUUGAAAGAAGGACCGGGUUGAUCAUCAAUAUUUCCUCGCAAGCGGGAAUCCAUCCGCAGCCUCUGUUGGCCCUUUACUCUGCCACCAAGGCGUUUGUGAUGUAUUUCUCCCAGUGUCUGCAUGCUGAGUACAAGUCAAACGGCAUUACUGUCCAGUGCGUCGCGCCCUUCCUGGUGUCCACCAACAUGAACAAAAUGAAAAGCAGCGUCUGCGUGAAGAGCGCUGCAGCCUUCGCCCGAGAGGCCUUGAACACCGUGGGCUACUCCAGCGACACCAACGGCUGUCUGCUGCACGCGCUGCAGAGCUUCGCUGUCGGGGUGCUCGUGCCCGACUGCCUGCGUAUGUCCUCAUUCCUGGUGGCAAAGAUGCGCCACACGGCUCACCAGAGAAAAGUCCGAAGAGGAGCGGGGAAAGGGGUUCAUACAGAUUUGUAGAGGAAUAACCACUGGACUCGUGUCUCCACCUUUGAAUCAAUAAAACCAUAUACAGUACAA
Molecule: messenger RNA, 1025 nt
Organism: Phyllopteryx taeniolatus (common seadragon)
Lineage: Eukaryota; Metazoa; Chordata; Actinopteri; Syngnathiformes; Syngnathidae
Gene: hsd20b2
Product: hydroxysteroid (20-beta) dehydrogenase 2
Exons: 11
Coding region: 6-965 (319 amino acids)
Cellular component (GO): endoplasmic reticulum
Molecular function (GO): oxidoreductase activity
Source: RefSeq, a predicted model, not a curated record